Mauremys reevesii (Reeves's turtle) is the source of this 3267-nucleotide messenger RNA. RefSeq lists its product as uncharacterized. NCBI's taxonomy places the organism in Eukaryota, Metazoa, Chordata, Testudines, Geoemydidae. The coding region runs from base 866 to 2482 and encodes 538 amino acids. The record is from RefSeq and is a predicted model, not a curated record. Gene Ontology annotation, molecular function: double-stranded RNA binding; zinc ion binding; single-stranded RNA binding. Gene Ontology annotation, cellular component: precatalytic spliceosome. The transcript has 14 exons.
UGAUUUCAUGUGAAAAGUACCUUUACCUUGUAUCACAUCCAUGACCUGCAGUUUUGAACCAUUCUUGGAUAAUCAAGCAGAGUUCAUCUCUGCAUUAUUAUGUGUAACAUUCUAAGUCAGGUACAGCAUUCAAUUUACUUUAUUUUUUUCAAAAUUUUAAAAGUCUAAUACAGAAACCCGCAAACAAGUGGUAGAAUAGAACCAUAUUUGAAGUUUACCCUUUAAAUGGCACUGAACUAAGACAGGAGGUAAAAGAUAAGAAAGAUAUCUUAUUAAUAGCCAGGGUUAAAAACAAGGUUCUCUGGGAUUCCAGGCUUUCUAAGGUGACAAAGUAACUGUAUCUAGCUUUAGUGGUUCAUGAGAUUAGGUUCGCCUGGCAUAUGUUGGUGUAAAUGUUUUGUGUGAGAGAUUGGGAUGGUCAGAAGCCAAGGGUGGUUGUGCAAGUUUUCCAAAAUGAAUAAAUUCACAAUCGUCAUACAGAUACAUACCAUUAGUUUUCUUUCUGUUGUGUGGAUUAAUGAAAAAGCAAUGACUAAACGGGUAAAUAUAUAAACAUGGAUUUUAUGUAGCAUGAUACGUUCAGAAAGGAGGUUUGAUUAUAGCCACCUUUGUGUGGUUGUAUUUAAGUCUUACGCUUUCAAGAACAAUUGAAUUAUGAUCUUUAGCCAUUAUACUAACCUGGUUCAAAAAUAUACUGUGAUUUAUACCUGUUUACUAACACUUUCCUUUGUAACAAGCCUAGAAAAUAGGGGGGUACUUGAUGGCAGCAUCUGACAGCUGAAGAAGAGGGGUCAGGACCUUGAGGAAGUCUUCUCCAGACAGAAAGGGGAGGCAAUGGUGGUCUUCACCUGCAAAAGAGAGAGCCAUGAAUGCUUAUCGUGCUCCUGCUCCAGUGAUAUAUGAAACACAGAGACCAGUUAAGCGGAAGCUUACAAAGGACAUAACCUGUCUGAAAGAUUUUAUGAAAGAUCCCAAAAGAGAGGAACCUCUAGUUGGUUUAGAACAUGUGGUUGAAAUCAGAUUUGAAGGGAGGAGAGAGCCACAUUAUGAAUGCAAACUGUGUGAAUUUAACACGGAGAUGGCACCUAUGAUAGAACAUCUCAGUGGCUAUAAACACAGAAGAGCAUAUAUUUCUAAAGAAUUUCCAGAUAAAAUGAAGAAAAACACACCAGGCGUGAAAGAGGACAAAGUCUCAUUCCUCAGACGGAUAGCAAGAGAGAUAGAAAAGGCUGAAGGUUUAAAAAUGUAUAAGACUGAAGGUUAUACAAGACCCAGUAUAUCUUCCUCAUCAUCAAAGAAAAAAUCAAGGUGGGAAGAUGAUUACAAGCCUGAGAAUGAUCCAGUUCGAAAGCAGAAAGCCCUAGAAUACUUGGAAACUUUUCAGGUCACCUCAGACACAGAAGCAACUCUGGUAGUUAGUAUUACUCAAGAUCUGACAGAAGCUUUGAAGACCUUUUGUAAAAAGAAAGCAGCUGUCAAUUAUGCCAGCAGCCUGAGGCCACUGAUGUCAAUAUCUCAAGAUGAGCUUUCAGCAGGAAAAAACAUCCAAAAACCAUACAAGUCUUUUGAAAAUUACAAAGGCAAUUCAGGAAAUACUAACUGGAAUCAAGAUUUUUCAUCUCAAAGACCUGAACAGGCACAAUUUACAUCACAAUUGGAUGCAAACACUUCAUUCACCACUGCCAGUUCAUACAGUUACCAAACAGGUGAUGGAUCAUCCUCAUAUGGACUAAGACCUAAUGAUUCUGCAACAAUGGCUGCACUCAGUAAUUCAUUUGCCCUUCAGACGGGAGGCUUUGCUACUGGAAUCAAUGAAUGGCUGAAGCAAUUCAAUCAAUCUGCUUCUGUAUCCUCCCAGUCCACUUCAGUUGGAGGCACCUCUCCCUUCUUCACAUAUUCAGGGAGUGGGUAUUCAACAGAAUACAAGUCUAAUAGUGCCCAAGGAAACAAAACUACAGCACCUGAUAACAGAAUGGCUUAUGGUGUUGGAGGUACAAAUUGGAAGAGUCAAAAAGCAUUUACAAAUACAAGGAAUUUACCUGACCAGAGAUCAUCCUAUUCUGCUUCCUCUGCUACAUAUCCUUCAUCUGGAGGAUAUUCGACAAACUAUCCUUUACAAGGCUGUUCAUCUUACUACAGGGGUGGGUCUUCAAAUUCCACUUCAUCAAGAGGUGGUUCUAGUUGGUCAGAAGAAUCGAGAUAUCAGAAAUCAAAUUUCAAGACUGAUUCGGCCUCAUUUCGUUCCUCCUCUUCUGUCCACAAUUCAUACAGAGAUUACCAACAACAAAACAGAGAGUCAGAUAAGAUGUUUGAUGAAGAUGCCAGUGGUCUUACUCCCAACAUUCUGCAUAGACUUCAAGGAAAGGAUGUACCUACAAUGACCAGAAUGCUCAAGCAGCUGACUCCAUAUUAUCCAGCACUUCAGAAAAUCAAUAUUGAAACAUUAGUCAAAGCAUUAAUUGAAACUAGAGAAAUAAAUUAAGAAGAUAAAACAGCUGAAUUGGAACUGAUGAACAGAACACUGAAGAAUCUUCACUUCAAGUUUUUAGGAAACAAACUCAACGAUUUAGUUUUGGAUGUGGUUUCUUUUUUGUUUUUGUUUUUUGUGGAAGGAGAUAGGGUUUAUGUUUUUAGUACAGUAAAAAUGUAGUUGGAGCACAAAUUAUUGUCAUGGAGAUGAAUAUACUGUUCACGUAUUUUUAUGCAUUUGUUAAAUAUUUUUAGUAGAUUGCACUGGAAACUCUUGGUUUUUGAGAGGCUGGUUAAUAUUAAUCACCCUUUUCCAAAAAAGUUUUUGUAUGUUAUAAUCCAUUUAGGAAGAAUAUUCACUGAAAAUAGAGGUCCAUUGCAUGAAAAAUACAGAAAUGCAUUACUUCACAUAUAAACGAAUGGCCAGUUCUUCUAAUUUUAGACUUUAUAACAAGUUAGGAUACUUUUAAAAAGUGACUAUACUGAAUUUUUUUUGGAACACAUUAAAAUGAUGGGCCCUAAACAAAAUGUUUCUCCUCCUGUGGACUCAAAAUGUGCUCUUAAAUAAGAAAAUGCAAACACUUGUUAGUGGAAAAACUUAACCAAUUUUAUUUUUAAAUUGUAAAAAUGCACACAAAUAUGGAAAUACAACCAGAAUUCUAUUGUAUAGAAUAGCAUUCUGCAUUUUCAAUGUUUAUUUGUAAAAAAUAAUAAUAAUAAUAAUAAUUGGGGCAUUUUGCAGUGUUGAUUUUCCAAACAUUAAAACCAGGAUGAAAUUGGGUUAAAAUUUAAAAAAUA